ACUGUCACAUAGCAUCAUCUAUUAUAAAAGUUCAAAGGGCCAAGAUGAUUUCACUGUGGCUGCAUACAUUUGUAAAAUCUAGUGUCCACAAAGAGUGCUCAAGUUAUGCUUUGACUCAACAUUGUUUUGUAUGAUAUGCACGGAUAUAUAAAACCCUAUAGGCUAUUUGCAGUUAUUACAAUUUGUUAAAAGUCUACCAAUGGCCUUUGGGGUAAAAUUUCAAGUUUUAGGAAUGACCUGACAGCGUGAGUGAAGUAAGUUUAUCCUCCCAUGAGACAUGUUUGUCCUAUAGCUGGACGCGGAAGGGUGGAGACUUUAGGAAAGAGCGUAGGAGAGCGCAACCUUGGAUGAAAGAUUGGUUCUUGGCUGAAUAUUUUUGAUUGCAUUGUGAUCACUGGAGGAGAAACAAGAAGCAUGCUGUUUUGGCUCUUUGGCUCCGAGCAGGAAAUCAACUCAUGGGAUGUAGCGGAUGCAGAGGCAGGUUCAACUUUGGCAAGGUGCUGUCCAAAGCGUCCUUGUUCUUUACCAUGCUCCUAAUCUGCUCCUAUUUCUUCUAUUGCCUCAGUGGACUGUGUGAUUCUGCCCCCAGGACUUUGUACCGACAGGACAACUUCAUGGACUAUGAUUUUGCAGAUGAAUUAUCGCCUCGUGUCUUCCCUGAAGCGCACAACAGCACCAGCGCUCAGCAGGUGGACGCAGUCGGACACUCGCAGCCAAGCAACAGCAUCCCGGUGUCCAACACGUUUGGGAUUAAGCGGUUCCCACAGGCGAUCAUCAUCGGCGUGAAGAAAGGUGGCACCCGGGCACUACUGGAGUUUCUGCGCAUUCACCCGGACGUGAGAGCCGUGGGCGCAGAGCCGCACUUCUUUGACAGAUUUUACGACAAAGGACUAGAUUGGUACAGGAACUUGAUGCCUAGGACACUGGAUGGGCAGAUCACCAUGGAGAAGACCCCUAGCUACUUUGUCACUAAAGAAGCGCCAGCUCGCAUCUGCUCCAUGAACUGUCAGACCAAGCUCAUUGUGGUGGUGCGGGACCCUGUCACCAGAGCCAUAUCAGACUACACCCAAACUUUGACCAAGAACCCGGGACUCCCCUCAUUCCAGAGCCUGGCCUUUAAGAACAACUCCAGCUCAGAGAUUGACACCACAUGGAGCGCAGUGCGGAUCGGCCUGUAUGCCAAACACAUGGACCACUGGCUCCAGCACUUUCCCCGUGAUCUCUUUCUCUUUGUGAGCGGAGAGAGGCUAGUGUCUGACCCGGCUGGGGAGAUGGGGCGGGUGCAGGACUUUCUAGGUCUCAAGAGAGUUGUGUCGGACAAACAUUUUUAUUUCAAUGAGACCAAGGGCUUCCCAUGUCUCAAGAAGCCUGAGGGGAGCAGUAGGCCUCGCUGUCUGGGCAAGUCAAAAGGCAGACCCCAUCCUGACAUCCCUACUGAGGUGCUACAAAGACUUAGAGACUUCUACAGACCGUACAACCAACUGUUCUACGAAAUGAGCAAACAGAACUUUGGAUGGGACUGAUGGUGAUCAACAUAUUUACAUUCAGGGUUCAUUCAUAAGUGACCAGUGUUCUCAGGGACAUAGAGAGCGGAACUGAACACAGCACAAAUUAGCUGGAAAUUGACAUUGUCCAGCAAAGGCAAAUCUUACAAGAUCAGCAGUUUUGGAGAUUGUUUGACAAAGCCAUCUGGCCUCAUAGCAUGACCAAAUCCUGACCAUUUUUCCUCAUACACUCUGAGGAGAUAUACAUUGAACAAGACCAUAUGUAUAUUAUGAUCUACCACAAUACCCAUAUGUCUUAAGCUGUAAAAUGAUUUUGUAUUUUUGUGUAUUUAUUACAAAGUGACCAUCGACAAGACAAUGACGCAACUGCAAACCACUAUUUUUGCUGUUAACAGUAUUACUCAAACCACCCUAUAUUUUUUGACUGAAAUGGCCUUUACUUUACACCAUUGUUACCUCAAGUGUACAUUGUUAAAUCAUAGAGCGUUUUGUAUAUACUGGUGCAUUCUUUAUGACCUGUGAUUAUAAUUUGGAGCCAUUCAUAUGCAAAUGAAUGUUGCACAAUAUAUUUUUGAUUAUGUGUGUAUAGUAUUGUUAUGAUAAAACAUACUGUGGAUAAAGUUUUCUUAUCAAAAAUG
Boleophthalmus pectinirostris (great blue-spotted mudskipper) is the source of this 2143-nucleotide messenger RNA. RefSeq names its product heparan sulfate glucosamine 3-O-sulfotransferase 6. The record is from RefSeq and is a predicted model, not a curated record. Gene Ontology annotation, molecular function: [heparan sulfate]-glucosamine 3-sulfotransferase activity. NCBI's taxonomy places the organism in Eukaryota, Metazoa, Chordata, Actinopteri, Gobiiformes, Gobiidae. The transcript is spliced from 3 exons. Bases 456 to 1523 code for a protein of 355 amino acids.